GAGUACAAUGAACCAAGGCGACUUAUUCGAAGAUAUUUCAAGAAAAGGACAUGCUUUGAAAUCCCAAUCCCAUGCACGAGGCCCGAAAAAUUGGAAUCAAUGUCGGAUUCUAAGAUUGAGCCAAAAUUUCUGCAACGGGUGAACGACUUGCACCAAUACCUAUGUGAAAGUUGCCCGAAGAAAUUCAAAUCAGGAAAGCCAAUAAACGGAAGAAUGCUGAGAACGAUGAUAAUCAGCUACAUGAAUUCCGUGCAUGAAAACACGGCACCGUGUUUAACCGAUGCUAUGAAACUGAUGGCUGAAGAAGAAAACCAGUUUGCAGUACAGAAAACGACUGAAUGCUAUCUAGAUGAAAUGAAGAAGAGGAUUAACAAACACAUACCAAACGAGGAAGGGCUUGAAAUGUAUCACAAUGAUUGUAUGGACGUCGCUGUCAAGACAUUAAGAGAAUUAGUUGUAUUUGAUGACGGAGAUAUAUUUCAGAAAAAAGCGGCCGAAUGUUUCGAAAAUCAUUUGAAACGAUUCAAGUCAAUCGUAGAGAGAGACUCCCUUGACAGAUGCAGAAGGUCUCUAGGCCAGCUCGACCUGAAAAUCCAACGGAAAAUAAGAGAGAACAAGUAUGCACAUUCGCUUGGUUACAGCGAAUACAUAGCAGACAUCAACACUCUUGCUGAUGAAUUCAUAAAACAAGAACGUUACCUUGGAUCAAAGACAAGAGCUGCCUUGCAAGAAUAUAUCGAUGCAAAGAUCAAGGAAGAGCAACUGGUUUACGAAAUGGUUAAGGACCAUAUUGAUGCUGAAGCUGAACCUCAGUUACGUCGCCUUUCAGUUCAAUCAAGCCCGAUUCCAGCGCAGUUUGCAGAUUUUAUAGAAGGGGAACAGCCAGCUGAACAGAAGGCACGAGAGUCUAUUGAAAAGUAUGAAAUUGAUGGGCUAAUGAGAAUUGGAUCACAAUAUCUUGAGAUCCUGGAACUGAAGUUCCUAGAAAUAGAGCAGGCUAAGGCCGAGUUGUCAGAAGACAACUCAUACUAUAAGCAACUUGUAACCGAGUACAAUGUCUGGUAUGAUUUGUACGAAAAGGCGAACUUCGAGAAGGAUCCGAACAUAUCAAAGCCAAUCCCAAAGCCAAGGCGGGUCUUUCUGAACAACACUGUGGAAAAACGACCGGAAAGCAGAUACGCUGAUAAGGAAGCAAAACAGAAGAAUCGUUUGUCCAAAAAUCCAAAAUGUCUAAUACUUUAAAACAAAACACACUCAGACAUAUGUCAUAAUGAUAUUUCCGAGACUAUGUGAACCUGUUAUAAAAUAUUGUUUGACCCUAAAUUUCUACGGAAUUGAUACAUGUAUUUUCACAACAAUAGAAUACAGUACUGAUAUUCAUUUUAAAAUGCUAUUUUUCAAGUAAGGGACGAUGAAGUCGACUUCGGUUUUAUGUAUUACUCAGUGUGUGUUUAUUUAUAUAGUUGUGUUUCUUAUCCGCUACUAUAUAUAAUUAGCAAUUGUAACCAUUAUUUUUCCACUCAUUAAAUUGUAGUUGUGAGUGAUUCUGGCAUUUUCAGCUUUAAUCCUUUUGGCAACAGUGUGUGCAAUUUAUGUAGAAAACUAGUAUGUGAUUUUUGUAGAGUAACGGUGUAAUGAUGGGACAAAACGUAGGUGCAAAACAGUAUGUUCUUCUUGUAGCAUAUUAUUAUUUGCUUUUUUGAGCAAAACAGUUUGUAAAAAGGUAUGUAUUUUAGCAUAAUGGUAUUUGUGUAAACUAUUGUAUUCCUUUGAAGCAAAGCUUUGUAUGUGCAAAAUAGU
Molecule: messenger RNA, 1800 nt
Organism: Mya arenaria
Lineage: Eukaryota; Metazoa; Mollusca; Bivalvia; Myida; Myidae
Product: guanylate-binding protein 1-like
Exons: 5
Coding region: 100-1242 (380 amino acids)
Molecular function (GO): GTPase activity; GTP binding
Source: RefSeq, a predicted model, not a curated record